Messenger RNA from Danaus chrysippus (African queen), 423 nucleotides. NCBI's taxonomy places the organism in Eukaryota, Metazoa, Arthropoda, Insecta, Lepidoptera, Nymphalidae. The record is from the annotation of a GenBank genome assembly.
AUGUCUAAGAGAGGACGUGGUGGUUCCGCGGGAGCGAAGUUCCGCAUCUCGCUGGGUCUCCCAGUGGGUGCCGUCAUAAAUUGCGCAGACAACACGGGUGCCAAGAACCUGUAUGUCAUUGCCGUGCAAGGUAUCAAGGGUCGUUUGAACAGACUGCCAGCGGCUGGUUCAGGUGACAUGAUUGUAGCCACCGUCAAAAAGGGUAAACCUGAACUAAGAAAAAAGGUAAUGCCAGCGGUGGUUAUUCGUCAGCGGAAACCUUUCAGAAGGAGGGACGGGGUGUUUAUAUAUUUCGAGGACAAUGCGGGUGUCAUCGUCAACAACAAGGGGGAAAUGAAAGGCUCGGCGAUCACAGGCCCCGUGGCCAAGGAAUGCGCUGAUCUGUGGCCCCGUAUUGCAUCAAAUGCUAGCUCGAUAGCUUGA